AUGUUGGCACAGAGAAAGACAGAGGAGAGGACGCAAGAUUCCCAUGGGGCACGUGCGGUUGUGGUUUUAGCCGAAAGGGCAAAGCAAACUGAAAGCAGUCAAACAAGAGAGCUCCGAGGAAGGGAAGCCAAAGGCUUACGUGUGCGUGGUAUCAGGAACGGACAGGGGGUUUCGCUAACUAAAGAACAACAAGAAGAAGUAGCAGAAGUUGCGCAAGAAUUGCAGAAAUAUUGUGUUGCCGAACCAUGGGAUGUGGUGUAUUGCUCGAAUCCAACUUCACCUGGAGGUGGCUUCAGGAUUGCAUUCGGUCGUCUUGUUUUUAAAACAAAGGAAAUGAUUCAGGCUGUUGAAGCUCCUGAUACUGUGAGAAAUAAGGUGUCAUUUUCUGCUUUGGGGUUCCUUGACGAAGAGGUCUCCUUGAAAGGUAAGUUGAAAGCUUUAGAUGAUAAUUGGAUUCAAGUUAUAUUUGAGGCACCUCAACUAAAGGUUGGACCACUGGAGUUCCAGUACAGUGGAGAAAGCGAGGUUAAGUUGCAGAUCACUUAUAUCGAUGAGAAGAUCAGGUUGGGAAAGGGCUCAAGAGGUUCUUUGUUCGUUUUUCAAAGACGCAAAUAG
Molecule: messenger RNA, 615 nt
Organism: Dovyalis caffra
Lineage: Eukaryota; Viridiplantae; Streptophyta; Magnoliopsida; Malpighiales; Salicaceae
Source: the annotation of a GenBank genome assembly